Molecule: messenger RNA, 1531 nt
Organism: Mizuhopecten yessoensis (Yesso scallop)
Lineage: Eukaryota; Metazoa; Mollusca; Bivalvia; Pectinida; Pectinidae
Product: dual specificity protein phosphatase 3-like
Exons: 4
Coding region: 548-1150 (200 amino acids)
Biological process (GO): negative regulation of MAPK cascade; protein dephosphorylation
Cellular component (GO): cytoplasm
Molecular function (GO): MAP kinase phosphatase activity; protein tyrosine/serine/threonine phosphatase activity
Source: RefSeq, a predicted model, not a curated record
AGAAAUUGCCGAGCACUUCGAAAAAUUGUCAUCAUAUUGUUUACACUGUUGGAAUUACAUUCCAUGUCCUAUGAACCGAUUUUUAGUCAUUUGAAUCCUACUAACAUACAUUUGCAAGGAUCUUAAUAAGUGAGCAGAGACUAGUGGCUAUACCUGUGGACCAACAUCUACAUCCAAACACAAAUACACGAUCGCGAGUGCGCACUAAGAACAGUCUGAAUUUUAAACAGCAAGUUACUUACACAUAACUCUAUAGGAAUUCAUUCUUUCGACGAACAACUAGAGAAUUCCCUACCUAACAACGCUUGUGUGAACUGAAACCCUGGAAUAUUUUAAACAACGACUAAAAUCACCAUAAACUUUAAAUGCUACACUCCUCCAAACCGGAAGUUUAUACUCAAGAUUUGAGGCCUUUCCGGUAGACUACAAAUACAGAUUUAUCAGCUGAAAAGAGAUAAUUAUUGCUGUGUCUGUCCACACUAAAAAGACAAAGCUUAAGAGGAAUCCCCAACAUAUCGGAUAAGAGCCAUCUGACAUAACCACACCCAUGGCGACCGGGGGAGCGGAUGAUAAACCAUGCACACCGGAAGAGUUGCUUAACAUAAUUACAUGCCAGAGUGGCAUUUGUAUGUUGCCGACCGACGCGUAUAACGAGGUGUUCCCCAAUAUCUACAUAGGAGAAGAGUCAAUUGCAAAGAACCGGACAGGGCUGAAGAAGCUUGGAGUGACCCACCUACUGAACGCUGCCCAGGGGAAGACUAACUUCCAUGUUAACAUUAACUUUGAAAUGUUUAAACGGGUUGAUAUCAGCUAUUACGGGAUUGAGGCGAUGGAUCAAAUGAACUUUCAGUUGACACCAUUUUUUGAUAAAUCGGCUGAGUUUAUCCAGAAAGGUAUCGAUUCUGGGGGGAAGGUGAUGGUGAACUGUAAAGUAGGCGGGAGUAGGUCGGCUACCCUGGUUCUUGCCUACCUCAUGAUAAAACAUCAUUUAACAAUACAGGAUGCAACACGAUUGGUCAGGUCUAAACGAGAAAUUUGUCCGAAUGACGGUUUCUUGCAACAAUUAUGCGAUCUCAAUGAAAAAAUGAAUAAGACUGGACAUUUUGACCAUAAACCAGAAGAAAUCUCCAAAACUGAGGAAAACGUAUAAUGAAGAAAAGAUGAAAAAACCCCAUUAUUUUAGCCCGGUUAAUGAAAGUGUACUGUUGAACAAUAAUUACAUGAUGAACGUCUCGAGAAAAAUACAGGAUUUACAGGAAUCGUUUAUGAAAUUGUUUACCUGUUCAACAGUUCUGUUCGGAAUAAUAUACUGAUGAAGCUACCGACAGCAUCUACACAGUUCUCAGUUUAACCCAUCAACAAUUUACCAUGUCAUGGACGCUAGAGUUGAAAAUGUUUUUUCUCGUGAGUUUCGUAGGCUUUAACAACCAAUAAGUCGUAGGAAUUGCAAACAUUAUCAUCUCCUCAUUUGAAGAGUUCAAUGUAAUGCAAUGGUCACGUCUCGUCUACUAAAGUAUUCUUUCUACCAGAA